CGCGCAAAACGUUUGCGUCCGGAAAACAACCAGAUCAAUACAGUUUACUCACUGCUUGAGUGGGGUAAGAUAAAAGGCUUUACAUUCUGAUGUAUCGGCCACAUGUGUGGACCUCGAGAUAUGGAUGACUUAUCUCAGUGAUCUAAACAAUUGACAAAAACAAGUAUAAAUUAGCGAAGAGAAUACGUUGUCAACAGAGGAAACUUAGCCUCUAGAAUGGCUAGAUUGUUUCUAUAUGUAUUGGUGUUGCUCGCGCUGAGCCGGAGUCUUCACGCGGCUGCCGUAAAACUUGAGAAUCCCUGCGCCUCUGAUCCAUGCACGGAAGGGCACCACUGCCAAACUGUUGAGAACUCAACUGCCCCUUAUGUUUGUCUCAGGGACGGCUACCGGUUUGGAGACUGCAGUCUGAACGCUUACCUGAGCUGUGACCAGUACGCCAAGUGUUUGGACUCUGAAGCUGACCACUCCUUCACCUGCCAAUGUCCGGAGAAUGCCGUGGAGGGGGACGGGUUCAAAGUUGAACAGGGGGGUACAGGUUGUAAGCUUGAAUACAAACCCUGUGCUAUAGACAACGACUGUCCUGAACACGGUUUCUGUAACAAGGAAUACAAGUGUGAGUGUAAAAAAGGUUUUCAGGGGAAUGGACACACCUGCACAGAUAUUGACGAGUGCCUAAAUAGUCCCUGUGACCCUCACGCCAACUGCACAAACUCUCCUGGCAGCUUUGUGUGCUUCUGUGACGCCUACAAAGGUUUCCGUGGUGAUGGCUUUAAGUGUCAAUUCGCUUGUGGCAGCCAUAACGACUGUGACGCGCCUAGGGCCGUGUGCAACGAACAAGACUUGUGUGAGUGUAUCAAGGGUUACCAAGGCGACGGUCUCAACUGCACAGAUGCCGAUGAGUGUGCUACCCCAGGUGCCCACAACUGUAGCGAGAAGACAAACUGCAUCAACGUCGUUGGCAGCUUCAAAUGCGAAUGUAAAAACGGUUACACCGGGAAUGGUAUCAACUGCACAAACUUGCCUCAAAGCUGUAAGGAAAUUCCAAGGUUUACGAACGGCAACAAGUACAAAAUAGAUCCGGACUUCACUGGCCCCGCGGAUGCUUUUAUGGUGAUCUGUGACAAAAUCAACGGCGUCGUCGUCACCAAGUUGCCAGCCAUUGGACCCUUUCCUCUCUCCGCCCCUGAAGCUACUGGACCGCUGGUCAUCGAGUACGAGCCUAAGCCGUCAGACUUGGCGUCACUUCUGGAGAACUCUGGCUUCUGCUACCAGGAUUUCUCGUUCUCAUGUUUCCAAGGAUUCUCCAUGUUCCCGGGAACAAAAUGGUACGACGCAUACGGCGAGGAACACAAAAAUUGGGGGAGCACCAAAGAUGAGAAGUGCGCGUGUGGUGAGCUGAAGCGAUGUCCACUCAGCUGUUACUGUGACGGUACCCAGAGGACAAUCGCCACCGACUACGGACGGGUGAUGGACAAGUCCAGACUUCCGGUGAUGAAACUCAACUUUGACCAGACGACCAGAAACAAGGGGAAUGUCGACAUCCAGCCAGUCGUCUGCUCCGAUGUUCCUGUUGGUAUCCCUAAAGACUGCCAUGAAGCCAAGUUCACCUACAAGAUCAAGAAGAACACCAUCAUGUACAUUGAUAUAGAUGGGCCGGGUGGCCAGGAGCCAUUCUUGGUCUACUGCGACAUGGAGUCAUUCAGUCAUGUCGGCAUUACAGAGAUCUCAACUGAAGUUCCCACCAUAUCACCAAACACAACACAGGGCACACCCGUCUCCUACACGCUGGACCAUACGAAAAUUGACGCCUUGAUCUCCGGGUCUUUGUUUUGCUCCCAAGAAGUGAGAUUCGUCUGCAAGAAUUCCAAGCUGACCGCUGGAGGGGGCUACGUGUCUGUCACAAGCGCAGAACGCAAACUUGAAUACUUCCCUGGCGCGAACGGUGUCCAGAACUCAUGCGGUUGUGGGACCACGCAUUCAUGUGCCGAGCCGGAAGUGAAGUGUAACUGCGACAUUGGCGACGAUGUGGAGCGAACCGACUUCGGUUUGAUCAUCGACAAGGCCGACCUCCCCGUCGUCAGGGUCACGGCCGAGUUCGGAAGUCACCGAAAUGGUACAUACAGCGUCGGCAAUCUCCGGUGUAGCCAAAUUCAGUUCGGUAUCGAGCCCAACUGUGAGAAGUAUCGUCAGGCAGGUAUCAACAAAGAUCAUACAUACCUGGUAGAUCCAGAUGGCCCAGGAAAGCAACCACCUUUUAACGUUGAGUGCAAUUUUAUUGCAAACCCACCCCAAGGAGUGACAAUCGUUCACCACGAUAACGAGAAACCUUAUUUGGUCAAUGCAUCCAACUGGCUCCUACACUACCUUCAAGUCAACCACGACCAACUUGAGGCUCUGAAAAAUAGGUCAACCUUCUGCACCCAAGAAAUUAGCAUAGGCUGUAAGAAAGUCAGCAUCCAGUUGCCAGGCACCAUAAACUGGCUGGGAGCUGCUCUAGAAUCAUUGGAACUUCCUCAAUAUUUGGAGUCCUGUGGCUACCAGGGUCAGUACUGCAACUGCAAUGGUCAAGAGGACAGUUCGGACAGGGGUGUGAUAACUGAUAAGGAUGAACUACCUAUCAAGGCAUUGGAUUUCAGUAGCAUCCUUCAUCAGCUGACCAGUAGCAAGGAGCUUCAAAUGUUUGUGGGACCAAUGUCCUGUUCAGAGGUGUUCCCAACCUGUGCAUUACUGCAAGACUUCCUCAACAGUAACAGAACUAGCCUAGGUGAGAACUACCUGGUCUCUGGUAUGGUCACCAUUGACCCUGAUGGCCCAGGGGGUGUGGAGCCAUUUGGUGUGUCCUGCUCAUUCUCCAAGACCACAGUCACUGUGAUUCAAAAUAAUGGCAAUCUAAUGUCUAGCCCUAACCAUGAUCCAGUAGACAAAUGCUUUGAUAUCAGCUACUCCGACCAAAAUGGAAACCCUAUUUCCGCUGCUCAAAUAUCGGCACUUGUGAAGCGCUCUAACAAAUGUCGCCAAGACUUAUCACUAGAAUGUCAACACGCUCCAGCAACCAACCACGUCAACUACACAUCUUGUGAUGGCACACCUCAGAAAGGCUGGGCUGGGAGUUACAAACAGGACAAAUGUGCCUGUGGUGUGAAUGGAAACUGUGUGGGUGGGCCCACAGCCAGGUGUAACUGUGACAUGAAUGAUGGGGUCGUUAGAACUGAUGCCGGAUCCAUCAUCAACACUGACAGUCUGCCUGUUUGCCAGGUUUGCUUCAGUAUUGAACCUAAACCAGGUACUGCUGACUCACCAGGCCCCCUGUCAUAUCUUAAGUACACACUUGGGGAACUCACAUGUGAUGGUGGUCAAGGCACACAGAAGACAUGCCAAGCAGCUCGCCAGUCCUCCGGGUCCAACAUCAAAAGCUCAUCUGAAGGUCCAGUAGCUUCAAGUUUAGGAGUUCCCAUCCCCUUUGGCUGUAAAUUUUAUCCCAACCCACCUAUUGGUGUUUUGGCUGUGAAAGCAGAAGAUCCCUUGUUCCCGCCCACAAUGGACAGCACAACUGUCGUCAACAUCACCUACGUGACCAUCAACAUCACCAUGAUCAGGGACGUCAUGCAGAAGAAUGAAUACUGCACCCAAAAUGUCUUCCUGUUCUGUGCAUCCCCUGAGAGCCUGCAGCUGGGUGGCAAGUAUGGCUGGUACAACUUCAGAGAGGAGCUGUCUUAUGAAUGGGUGGAGCUGGCUGAAACAAGUGAUGAGAUCACACAAGUAGCAAACACCUACAAAGAUCUAGUUUCCCAGUGUGGCCUCCCUAAAGGUUUUAAAGUCACACAGAAGGAAAGUCUCCCCAUAGCCAGGCUUGUAUUGGCUGGGUCUGGUGUCACUGUUGUCAUAGGGGAUGCUGAGUGUCUUGACCUGAAGACAAGCUGCCAGGAGAUCCUCGACACAAACAGCCGAACAACUGGACUGGUCAGUGGCAAGACUUUUGUGAUUGACCCCGAUCGCUCCGGCCCAAUCAAGCCUUUCAAGUCAUGGUGUGAAUUUGAUGACACAAAUAAAAAUGGUGUCACUGAGAUCCCCAUCAUUGGCAACUGGAGCUCAGUAGUUCAUGUCACAGAUAAAGAGGAAGUUGGAGUUUUUGAAUUACCCAUUCAGUAUGAUGGUGCCACUCAUGAACAGGUUGAUGCAUUGACUGAAAUCUCAAACUUCUGUUGGCAGGGUGUCUCCUUCCAAUGUUCAAAAUCUCCUGUCAUGACCCCAUUAGGAGCAGCAACCUUGAACUUUCCUAAUAACAAAAAGUCUGCUGGCUUUGCGACUGGUAGCAACACAUCUUUCCCUGGUUGUGCCUGUGCUCUGACUGGCACCUGCAGGAAAGGUUAUGUCUGCAACUGUGAUGCCAUGAGACCAGCAGCCAUAGAUCAAGGUGCUGUGUCUGAUCCUCACCUUCUGCCUAUAACAUCAGUGAGUGUAGGAGGCCAGAUCCCCCAGAUAUCAUAUGCUGACAUUGGUGUGACCAACAUCAGGUGCAGCUCUAAACCCAUUGAUCCACCAAGGGAUUGUGCAGAUGCCUUCAAGAAGAAAAGUCAGUACGGGAUCUCGUACAGUUUCAGUUCAGAAUAUCUGAUCAGCCCUGACCCUGAGAGAGUGAAACCCUUCAUGGUCAGAUGUGACUUUGAGUUGCAAGCUGGAGUCGGUGUUACCGUCAUUGAGGCCAAUGCAUCAAACCAACGACCUUUGAACCCUGACCCUGAACACCCCAAUGAAAUUUUCUACUACGCUCCCAGUGAAGAGCAGCUUCAGGCAUUGAUCACACAAUCAGCCUACUGCUACCAGGCUGUGCGCUUCGACUGCUUCGCCAGCACUUUCUUGAGUGAGGGGACAUACUGGCUGACUCUGGGCUCCAGAGAGAAGAGACAUUUUUGGGGUGGUGGUGAACCCACAACAGAUGGGCGAGGUGGUUUGUGUGCUUGUGGUAAACAGCAGAGCUGUGGAGGACUGGACUCAAAAAAUGGACAACUGACAAGACGCUGCAAUUGUGAUGCUGGAGAUGAGAAGAAGCGCUCUGAUGCGGGUAUUAUAGACAUCAAGGAGUUUCUCCCGGUCAGCAAACUUUUUGUUGGACGCUUGUCCAAGUUUCAAGCAGCCAACAUCACCAUUGGGAAACUCUACUGCUCUCAGGAGCCAUUGAAGUUCAAUGAGUGCAGUUUAGGAUUUUUUGACUGCCAUGAGAAGGCUGAUUGUUUAGAUGAUGAGGUCGGCUACAGAUGUGCCUGCAAGCCUGGCUGGACUGGAAAAGGGGUUGAGAUGACCAGCAGUGACCCACGAGCUAAUGGAAGAGAAUGUAUAGAUGAUGAUGAAUGUGUGGCCAGCCACCCCUGUCCUUACAGCGCUACAUGCACCAAUACACCUGGAGACUUCUACUGUACCUGUAAGCCUGGCUACAAGCAGACUGGCAAAACAACCUGUGAAGAUAUAAAUGAAUGUGCCAGUGCUGACUUGAAUGAGUGCCAUGCAGAUGCUCGGUGUGAGAAUCUAGAUGGAGGAUACAGAUGUAUCUGUAACAAAGGCUACAGAGGGGAUGGAUUUAAGUGUGUCCCUGUGGGUGAGUGUGCAUGUUUUGGUGACCCACACUGCAUCAGCUAUGACCAUCGCUGGCUACACUUCCAGGGUGACUGUGAGUACGUCAUGUCACAAGAUGGCUGUGAGGCUGGUCAAGAACCAACAUUCAGGGUUCUGGUGGAGAACUGGAAAAGAAACAACAAAUUACCAGGUCAUUACUCAUGGAUCAAAGCAGUCAUAGUCCAGAUAUUUGACAAGGUCAUUAGGCUUGAGCAGAACAAUGUCAUUUUGGUGAAUGGGAUUGCAGUCAAGCAAUACUUUGAUCAACACAAGCUUAGUGUCAUUACCUUCAACAACAGAGUGAAACUUCAAACAGUCAUUGGGCUUGAAGUGGUGUGGGAUGGCAAAGACAGCAUUGAGAUAACCGUCCCUCAGAACACAUCCAAUGAUGUGUGCGGCCUCUGUGGUAAUUACAAUGGUGACCCAGAGGACGACUGGACACAGGGCCCUGCAUGUCCACAAAAUACGGGCAAAGUGACAGACAACCCUUUCCUGUUUGGAACAUCAUGGACAUCAGUGACAUCACCAGAGAAAACAUGUGAUGUGUCCUGUGAGAAUCAGCAGCCACCAUCUGACCCAUGCCUCUACCCACAGGUCAUUGUUGAGAAGGAAUGCAGCAAAAUCAUCAACCUCGUCUCCUCUCCUUUUAAAUCGUGUCUGCUGCUCAAAAAACCUUCAGACAUUGAAGAGUUCAUGAAGUCUUGUGUGUUUGAUAUCUGCCAUGCUGAGGUCAACUUUGAAGAGGAUCUCUGCAACUUUGCCCAGUUUUUGAGUGUGGACUGUGCUGACAAUGAAAAAGUGGAGAUCAAGAACUGGCAGAAAGACGUACAAGUUUGUGGAAAGCCUGAUUGCCCCAACAACCUGAUCCACAAGGAGUGUGGUCCGGUCCACCCUGAAACCUGUCUGAGCAGAUCUGUCAACAGCUCCCUGACCCUGGUACCAGAUGCUGAGGCCUGCACUGAGGGCUGCUACUGCCCAGAUGGUCUAAUCCUGGAGGGGAACAAGUGCAUCACUAGGGAACAAUGUGGCUGUCUGUACAACAAUGGAUAUCUUGCUACUGGAGAUUCUGUUUACCUGCCUGACUGCUCCAAUAUAGUGACAUGUACUGGCACAAACGUGACCACCCACCAGCCUGUAGUUUGUCCUGAGAACCAGGAGUGCCGUACAGAAAAUGGCGUCACAGGCUGCUACUGUGUUGAAGGUUUUAUCAAUAAAAAUGGGCAAGACAUAUGUGAACGUGAUGUCUGUGCUGAUGUGGUGUGUAAGAUUGCUAACAUGGAAUGUGUCAAUGGCACCUGUGUUUGUAAACAAGGCUACAUCGGGGACUGUAACCAGUGCGAGGAUAUUGAUGAAUGUGCAACAGGCGGUCAUAACUGCUCCCUCUUUGGGCAACAAUGCAUCAACCUAGAUGGGUCUUUUACCUGUGGAUGCAAACCUGGAUAUUUUAGCAAUGGAGGUCUCUGCACAGACAUAGAUGAGUGUGAGUAUGGCAUCCAUAACUGCGGGGAUCAUGCUGAGUGUGUCAACAAUCUUGGAGGGUUUUCAUGCGAAUGCUGCGCUGGUUACAAGAAAAACUCUCGUGGAGCCUGUGUCAGGGACUCAUCAGAAUCUGUUGCACCCAAUGGCAAAUGUUGUGCUUGUCAAGGAUUAAGAUGCCCUGACCCAGGACAGGUGUGUGGUACAGAUGGCAAGACUUAUUCCAGUUAUAGAUCUCUGUCUAUAGCUGCCUGCAAGUCUGGGGAUGAAAGCCUGAAGCUGGAUUACAAAGGGCCAUGCCAAGGUACAUGUGCUGCAGUUCAGUGUGAGAAGCAAUACUCCAACUGCUCAAUGGUAAAUGGUGUGCCCCAUUGUGCUUGUCCCACCUGUACAGAUGUUUCAUCCACUUACCAAGACAUCACAGUCUGUGCUACAAAUAAGAUCACCUACAACAGCGUCUGUCAUAUGAUGAAGGCAACUUGCGAGGCUGAAAUUGUUACCACCGUCGAGGUGGAGUUCAGUGGGAAACCUUGCCCAGGAAAAGGAAUACCCCUCGCUGGACCCUGGAGUGACUGGGGACCUUGUAGUGAGGAUUGUAAACAGGGCACAAGGAAUCGAACCAGGGAGGUCUACUACAAGGAUGAGUACACUGAGAUCCAUGACAUAGAAUUUAUACCCUGCUACAACACAUGUGAAAAUGGCCCUUGUCAAAUGGACACCUGUACUGUGCCAGGCCAAGUGUGUAUAGCUGAUGAGAUGAACAUCCCAUCCUGUCAGUGUCCCAUCUGUGAAGACUUUACAUACAACCCUAUCUGUGGCAGAGUUGGUAUCUACAUCAAGACUUACGAAAACGAGUGUGAACUACAGAAAGAUAUCUGUGAGAAAAAAACUGAUGACUACGAGGUGUUGGAGCCAAGAGCUUGUGAAGAAAAGCCAGUAAAAUGUGGUCUAGUCCGCAACUAUAGGCUGGAGAAAGAUGAAAAUGGUUGCCAAGCAGAUCGCAGCAUCAACUUUGGCUUGUGCUAUGGUGGCUGUGAUGAUGAUGCUGAACUCUGUUGCUAUGGCAACAAAGUGGAACAGAGGAGUGCUAUCAUGUACUGUAAAGAUGGCACCAGCAGUACAAAAUUUUUUGAUGUGAUAGUGGGUUGUGACUGCGUCACCAAAGAUCAAGUUGGUGCACCAAAGAUGCAAGAAGUUCAGCCAUAAUGUUUAUACAUGUUCAGAUCAACCCCCACUUCUUUAAUAAUCUACACUAAAUAAAAUUCUGCAAAUAAUAGCAAAUACA
Molecule: messenger RNA, 8371 nt
Organism: Physella acuta
Lineage: Eukaryota; Metazoa; Mollusca; Gastropoda; Physidae
Molecular function (GO): protein binding; calcium ion binding
Source: RefSeq, a predicted model, not a curated record